AGCUGGAUCUGAUCAUCCUGCUAGAAGUAGAACAUGAAAGUAUAAAACGUGAUACUUCCUGUUGCCACUAGGUGGGGCUCUCACUAUUAUUGAAUAUUAUUACAUAGACGUGUUCAGGGCGGGACUGAAGUGAACAUGUGAAGUGUCCUUGCGAUCGGAUCAUGUACGCAGACGUUAUGACAAAUCCCUCUUUCAUGGCAAAGGUUUCGAAAUUGGAUGCCACAAAUCUGAAGUUGAUGCUUCGCACGAUUUGUGCUCGAGCCCUAAUUAAAGACUUGUAAGAGGACAAGUAUGUGUUCUGUUUUCAACAUCUGUACUACAAGCAACCAUUCUGCCGAAAGUCACCAGUCAUCUACUAGUAAUAUAUUUUAUAUAAUAAUAUUAUGUGAACUAAAUGAUUUCUGAAAGAAAAUGCAAUAAUUAUUCCAACCAGCAGGGAGCCAUAAUACCUACAUGAGAAAGGUCUGAGGAGGGAGUUCUGUGGAUGGACUUCACACACACUGGACCUUUUAAAGAAACAGACCAACAAUAUACUCACUAAACUCUCCAGUGAACUCAUCAAAGUGCCAUCAUGGCAGCCGCCAGUCUCUCUCGCUCUGGAUCAGCCGCUCUGACCUUUGAGGAUUACUCUCUCUAUAAUAACCUGAGUGAUGAAGAGCUAGUGCAGGUUGCCAUCGAGCGCAGUCUGACCGACGCGCAAGGCUACACUGCUGCUGUCGCUACCUCACCCCCUCACCCCCUUGACAGCAACAGCCUGAACCCUACAGCCAGAAACCACCACCACCAAAGCCACAGCUCCCAUAAUCCACCUCCAGACCAGACUGCCGCCCACUACAGUUCUCCAAAUCCUCCAAGUGAAACGCCUCCUGAUCCGAAGACGUUUGAUGGGACAAUCAGUCACUUCAUGACAGGUUCUGGGAAGAGGAUGAUGGCGUAUCGCAGGGCCGACGGCAGUUUGGUCCACAUCGUUCCAGAACCUGAAGAGGAGGAGGAGCCUCUGUUCAAAGCAAUUCGUGUUGGUGAUGCAAACAAAGUGAAAGCGCUGGUGACAUGCUCAGGAACAAACCUGAUGCUACCGAAUAAACCAGGUUGGCUCGCCAUUCAUCAGGCGGCAUGGUAUGGCCAGGACACUUGUCUGAGAGUGCUGCUGUCAGCUCAGCCAGGGAUGAUCAACAAGCGAACGGAGCGCGGUGAGUCAGCAUUGCUAGUUGCCAUCAGCAAAGAGCGGCUGCAGUGUAUUGAGGUACUGCUGGAGAGAGGAGCUGACCCAGACAUCCCAAACUACGACCGAGAGACUCCGCUCUACAAAGCCUGUGAGAGGAACAGUGCUGCGAUGGUGGCGGCACUGUUGAACCAUGGUGCGGCAGUUAACACUCACUGUAUUCAGGGUUGGACUGCCCUGCAGGAAGCUGUGUGCAGGAACAACAUGGAGAUCUGUGAGAUGCUGCUGAAGGCUGGAGCCAAACACAACCUCACCAACAUGUACGGCAUCUCACCGCUCUUCACUGCGGCUCAGAGCGGGCAGCUCGCUGCGCUGCGCUUCCUCCUCAAACAUGGUGCAGAUAUUAACAGUCAGGCUGCUGACGGAGCCACCGCUCUGUAUGAAGCCGCUAAAAAUGGACACGAAGAAGUUGUGGAGCUCCUCCUCUCUCAGAAGGCGGACGCCAACAAACCUGGAAAGCAGGGAUUAUUACCGCUCCACAUCGCCGCCCAGAGAGGAAGUGACACCAUUGUCUCCAUGUUGAUCCAGGCCACCAGUAAGACCAGAGUCUGCCGGACUGGUAUCAGUCCACUCCAUCUUGCCGCUGAACGUAACCGUGACGACAUCCUAGAGACUCUGAUCGAGGCCGGCUUCGACGUCAACGCUCAGCUGUCUGUAGAACGAUCAAAGCUAUAUGAGGACCGGCGCAGCACGGCGCUCUACUUCUCUGUCAUUAACAACAACAUCGACGCUGUGCGCAUGCUGCUGGCAGCUGGCGCCAACCCGAACCUGGACGUGUUCAGGCCGCUGAUGGUGGCGGCGAGGCUGGGCUGCAUCCAGACCGUCACCUUGCUGGUGGAGCACGGUGCUGACAUCAACGCCUGCAUCCCCACACACCCCACCACCUUCCCCGCCGUUUACAUGUUCUCUAUGAAGUACCUGCCCAUGUUCAAGUACCUACUGGACCACGGAGGCCACGCUCUCUCCUGCUUUGACUGUAUCUAUGGCAACCAACCUCAUCCACCAGUCGAAACCAGCAGAUUAGUGAGGGGUCACCUACGCUACAGUGACAGCAACUUGACAGACACGCAACAAAUUAGAGGCGUUCAGUUCUGUGAGAUGAUCUCAGCCCCCAGUAUCUGUCGGUGGGCGGGGCCAAUCAUUGAUGUCCUAUUGGACUACGUUGGUCAUGUGCCUCUCUGCUCCAGACUGAUGGAACACCUGAACAGUUACUCCGACUGGAGCGUGAUCAAGGACAAAGCAGCUCCUCCGCGGCCUCUCCUUCAGCUCUGCAGAUUGCAGAUAACAGAGCUGGUUGGAUGUCAGCUGGUGAAGAAGUUACCACUGCCUGGAAGUCUGAUCCGCUUCCUGAAACACCAGGAGGGACCUGUGGAUGACUGCUGAAUGCAUAUUAUGUGAAAAAGUAAACAAAAUCGCUGAAAUAAAACAGAGAGUGUGGCAGACAAUAUCAGACUGACUGAAUGUGGAAGUAGCCUAAAAAUAAACCUUUAUUUUACUAUCCACUGCUUUAAACUGAAACUGUCAUAAUUAAAUCAUUCAAGGAGUUACUGUCCUUUACACAAAUGAACAGUUGUACAUUUAAAGUGGAGGUUCAUAUGUUACUCAGAAAACUGGUUUAUUUGCUUUAUGAAGUCAAAUUAAAACAAAGUUUGGAAUAUUUCUGAGCGUGUUAAAUAAAUUAAUUCGAUUUUUGAAGUGAGUUGACAGACUAAUUAUUCAUUACUUGCAGCUUUAAAUAUCAUAUGCCUUUACAUAUAUAUUCUUGAUGAACACAAUAUACAAGUAACAAUAAUUAUAGUCACAGUCUUAAAAUGAUAACAGUACUUAACUGAAUGGCAGUAGUCCUACCUGUAGUAUUUGAAUGCAGUCUAACGAAAAUAAUGCAAAUACAGACAUAAAAUGGAAUUAGUGUAAAACCACACCGUGGUUUCUGAUAUAGUGACUGCUGACUGAAAGAACAGGAACAGGAUUAAUGAAUCCCUGUUGUUAGUCUGGUCUGGAUCAGGCUGCACAGAAUAAAUCUCAAUGUGUCCAACUCUUCCUCACAGGUUAGUUAAUGAUGUUACUGAGUCAAUGUCAGCAGAUUGUGUCUGUAGAUUGAAGAGAAUCAGAGUCUCACUGAUGGGGGAAAUAAAGGUUUUACUUCCUUAAAACAGCCUUUUUUUUAAUGGAGUUUGGUGUGACAGUGUGGAGCAGAGGGGAUUUAAACCUUAAUAAUUCCCAUAAACUGAACUCACCUACCUUUGAAUAAUGAAUGAUGAACAGACAGUUUCACUACUCAGUAGGUGUCCUACAUCAGGAAUGAAUGGACAUCCUGCAGCCAGUCAGAAGGAAAUAUUCACCCAGACAGUAUAAACUCAUAUGAACUUCUAUCAAUCAUCAGUUUUCCUGCAUUAUUACUGCUGUUUACCCGUUAACAUAUCUUUAUUAAAGUCGGGUUGAAAAAGA
Dicentrarchus labrax (European seabass) is the source of this 3670-nucleotide messenger RNA. It is a transcript of the gene asb2a.1, whose product is annotated as ankyrin repeat and SOCS box containing 2a, tandem duplicate 1. Lineage: Eukaryota; Metazoa; Chordata; Actinopteri; Moronidae. Gene Ontology annotation, molecular function: protein binding. Gene Ontology annotation, biological process: intracellular signal transduction. The record is from RefSeq and is a predicted model, not a curated record.